Triticum turgidum subsp. durum (durum wheat) is the source of this 1254-nucleotide messenger RNA. The record is from the annotation of a GenBank genome assembly. Lineage: Eukaryota; Viridiplantae; Streptophyta; Magnoliopsida; Poales; Poaceae.
AUGGAUAUUUUUCUUGUGUGGAACAUGAGGUUGAAGUGUCCCACUCGAGAAGUAGUGUGCCACUGCAAUCCCCAGGUCCUCCUUUUCCUCGUUGUGGCCACAGCUCCGGCCAUGGCGAUGAGCUUCUUGUCCACCGCUAACACAUCGUUCGUGCCCUUCCGCCGCCUCUCCCGCCACAAGCCCACCGCCGCCCCCUCGCUCCCGUUCCCCAUCAAUCGCUGCCGCUCACCCUCCUGCUCCCUUCUCCCUUCCCAGCGCCGGCGCCUCUUCUCUUCCAAGACCCCCACCACCAACCUCCUCUCAUCAAUCACGGCCGCCACGAGAACCCUGCUCUUCCUUCUCGUCGCCUCCAUCCUCUCCCUCUCCGGCGUCCGGCGCCCCCUCCCGUCACUCGCCGCCCCUCCCCCACCCACGCAGCAACCGCAAGACGACACCAAGGGACAGCAAGAAGAAGAACCCGACCAAGGGGAUCAGGAAGAGGAGGACGAGGCGGAGUGGUUUCGGAAGGAGGAGGAGGAGGUGGAGGCGGCCUGGAUGCAGCCAAGCGACGACGAGGAGGAGGAAGAGGACGACGACGAGGUCCAGAUGUACCUGGAGGUCCUGAGCGAGGACCCGGGCGACGUGGACGCGCUCAAGUGCGUGCUCUUCGCCAGGAUGCGGCGCAAGGACUGGGGCGGCGCGCUGCGCUACGCGGCGCAGCUGCGGGAGGCCGAGCCCGGCGAGGUGGAGUGGCGGCUCAUGGAGGCGCUGCUGCACGAGCUCAAGGGGGACAUCGCCACCGCCGAGCGGCUCUUCCAGGAGGUCCUCGCGGAGAAGCCCCUCCUCGUCCGGGCUCUCCAUGGACUCGCAUUGUGCAUGCAUAAAAGACUCGAAGGACCAACUGUUUUUGAGAUGCUGGAGAAAGCUUUGCAACUCGUAGUAUCCGAGGAAAGGGUCCCAGAAGAGCGCAACAUAAAGCUUCUGAUUGCACAGAUGCAUGUUGUCAAGGGUGACCUGGAUGUUGCAUCAGAGAAAUUGAGAACUCUUAUUAAUGAGGAUCCAAGGGACUUUCGGCCUCAUCUUUGCCAGGGCAUUGUAUAUGCACUUUUGGACAAAAAGGAAGAAGCAGACGAGCAAUUUGAUGUGUACAGAAGCCUUGUGCCGGACGAGUUCCCGGACAAGAGUUUUAUCAAUGAUGUUAUACUAUUGGCCAAAGUGGAGUCAAAAGAUCGGCUACAGAAGGACUUUAGAUCAGAGUACCUAUCUAAAAAGUGA